CUGUGAACUAAAAAUUACGGCAAUCAAAACAAAAGGAUAUAUCCGAAUUCAACUUGAUGAAAGUUUCCAUUAUGCCACUACGCAUUGCUUUCCCAUUCCUCUUGGUGUUGAGUAUUUCGAAGUAUUUGGUUGAAUCGUAUGAUUUGGUCUCGGCAGCUUCAGAUGGGGGCGAUGCAAUUACAGCACAAGGUCCAAUGAGGAACGUAAUCACUAUCGCUAGCAUUAACUACGGCGUACCGAUGAAGCAAGAUUUAAUUCAUAGCGGUGAAAGUAGGGGCGAAGAAAAGGAAGAUGUGGUGGAUGUUACUACGCAGUACUGGAACGAUGCUCAGGCAAUGGCGGCGACCACGAAUUCCUAUUGCACAGACAAAAACACGUGUAAGACAGUAAUUUGUGUUGGUGGACUCAUCUACGAUCUCCAAGUUGAAUUCGAUUACAUUUUGAAUUGGUGCGGGAGUUUCAAGUUGUCCACGUUAACAAUACGAAAUUGCCAGCUCGAUACGAUCGCCGAUAAUGCUUUUAACUACAAAACGCUGAAUAAAUUGACGAAUUUAACAUUUGUGGAUGUGCAAUUGAAAUCUUUGAACGCGCAAACGUUUCUUGGUUUGGAAGCUGUGGAAAAUUUCCAACUGUUCAAUGCGCUCAAGCAGGUAACUCUGCCUUUGAACGCUAGUAAUUUCUUGCAACCAAUGGCUACGAGUCUCAGCAAUUUAGUGUUGCAACAAACAGAGAAAUCAUGUUGUUCCAAUGCCAUCUAUGAUCCCACUGAGUGGUUGGGACGUAACAGCGCCACCGUCUACAAUAAACUAACGUAUGUCGACUUGAGCGGCACGAAGUUUAACGACACCCUUAACGAUGUGUAUAAGAGACAGGCCAAUACCGUAUGUGCAACACCAACAGAUUUAGCAGGCACACAAAUCCGUUUUGCGCAGCUAAGGUGCCAUGACACAACCACGCUUACAACCAUUAUGACGAACUUAACUACUAUAGGAGUCACUACAACUAUAGCUAUGGAAACGAAAACAACAAUGGUCACAACCACAGAUUACACCACAAGGGAACCGACAGGACCUAUAAGUCAAGAAAAUUCAAUUUCUUCCACAAAUACAAUCGCUAACUCAACGUCUUCUACAACUAUAAGCGCCGAUUCAACCUUUCCGACUUCAAGCUCUAUCACAAGUAUAUCACCGACAACUACUGUUGAUAGAACUGAGGAAACCACAGAGUCUAACGCAGAAGCUCCAUCAACAUUUUCCAUGACUACGAACAAAAACGCAAUGUCGACUUCAUCCUCUGGCACAAGUAUAACGCCGACCACUUUAGAUUCCAGUAUCAUUAACGCAACAUGGUCUCAUUCACAAACUUCGUCAACGAUUUCUACAACUACAAACGAUAACUCAACCCUCCCGACCUUGUCGACUUCAUCGUCAACCACAAUUAUGAUGCCAACAACUUCAGAUGAUAAGGCUGAGGAAACAACUGUACCGACUUCUUCGGGUGCUGCAAGUAUUCAUCGAUGGUAA
Bactrocera latifrons is the source of this 1523-nucleotide messenger RNA. RefSeq names its product cell wall protein DAN4-like. Bases 57 to 1523 code for a protein of 488 amino acids. The transcript has 6 exons. Lineage: Eukaryota; Metazoa; Arthropoda; Insecta; Diptera; Tephritidae. The record is from RefSeq and is a predicted model, not a curated record.